AUGGUUAAAAUUAUGGUCAGUAAGCAGGAGGCAAACAAAUUAAGAAAAAUACCGCUUUCUGACAGUGAUAUUUCACGCAGAAUAAACGAUAUGGCCAAGGAUAUUCAAGAACAAGUAGUCGAAAAACUAAAGAAUAGCCAACAUUUUGCUUUGCAGUUCAAUGAAUCUACAGAUGUUUCCGACUGUGCACAGUUUAUCCAAGGACAAAUUCACCAUCGAAUUGGAUCAUUGCUACCACUUGAAGACGCACAGCAUAAAUUCCUUCAAAUUUACUUCAUAGGCAACGUGGAACAUCAACUUGAUCAGCGCCAAACAAUCAAUACGGAAAUGAGAAGAGGAAUUCUUCGCGAUUUGCAGCAGCUGCUUCAUGAACAUCAUACAUUGGUUCGGUUAUUCAAAACUGCGUUGGAUCCCAUGCCAAAUGAUGACUAUAAGGUCGUGAUCAGAGCGGAUAAACGACCUGCUGGAACGCACGAACGCCAAUUUAACGCUCCAACAAUAGAUGAGGUUGCAGUUGUGAUUGUUGGCGAAAGCCGCCAUCGUUCAUACGAAGCAUUGCAAUACCCACUGAUGUUUUGGCAAGGAAUAUUAUAUGAACAUCAAUAUGAUAAAUCCAUCGACCGCACCGAAGGAAAUGCAUCUGAUUUUGGUCGGUUGACUACUUUACCGGCGACGUUCGUUCGCAGUCCACGUCAUAUGCAUGAAUAUACGCAAGAUGCAAUGACAUAUGUACGUCAUUACGGCCGUCCAGACCUGUUCAUCACCUUCGCGUGCAAUCCUAAGUGGAUAGAAAUUGUUCAACUGCUGCUUCCUGGCCAAACAUCAAGUGAUCGGCACGAUAUCACCGCACGUGUAUUCAGGCAAAAAAUCCGGUCGCUCAUGCACUAUAUUGUUGGGCAUCGUGUCUUUAGGGAUACUCGAUGCUGGAUGUACUCCAUUGAAUGGCAAAUAAGAGGCUUACCGCUUGCGCACAUUCACAUUUGGUUAGUCGAAAAAAUACAGCCAGACCAAAUUGAUGACAUCAUAUUUGCCGAGAUUCCUGAUUCCGAAACCGAUCCAGACCUACAAGAUGUCGUAAUUACAAACAUGAUUAAUGAACCGUGUGGCGCCAUUAACCCACAAUCACCGUGCAUGGUCGACGGCAAGUGUUCCAAGCGUUAUCCACAAAAUUUGACUGGCAAAGAUGGUUAUCCACUGUAUCGACGUCGAUCUUUUGAUGAUGGCGGUAGAACAAUCACAGUCAAAGUGAAAGGAAAUGAUUUCGUGGUCGACAACUCUUGGGUUGUUCCAUAUUCGCCACUUCUUUCCAAAACAUUCAGGGCGCAUUGUAACGUGGAGUAUUGCAAUUCAGUGAAGUCCAUCAAGUACAUCUGCAAAUAUGUCACGAAGGGCAGUGACAGGGCGGCUUUUGGUCUUCAAGCUCCUGACCCCAAUGAAGAAAUCACGCGCUAUCAAAAUGUGCAUCUGGAGAACGGUCAACGAGUUUAUUUCACCCCAGCAAAUGCCGCUCAACGUGCUCAAAACCCACCAGCGACAACAUUGACCAGUUUCUUCUCGAUUUGCCAAAGUGAUCCGCUUGCACGUGCGUUACUUUACUCAGAAAUGCCGCGUUAUUACACUUGGAAUGCUUCAUCGAAGAAAUCUCAACGUCGAAAGCAAGGUAAUGUAGUUCCUGGUCAUCCGGAUGUGCGUUCUACUGAAGCUCUUGGCCGUAUUUAUAGAGUUCAUCCGAAAAAUGAUGAAUGCUUUUACUUACGACUAUUGCUGGUGAAUGUUCGUGGCCCGACAUCAUUUGAAUCACUUCGAACUGUCAAUGGUGUAGUGCUGCCAACAUUUCGUGUUGCAUUUCAGGAGCUCAAUUUGCAUUCAGAGAAUCCCCAUCUUGAUAUGAAUGAAGAGAUGCACAACCAGGUUUUGAUAGAAGACAUGUGUUACCUCAUGUGCGGCAGUUUGUUAGCCAGGUUAGGAAUGACAUCGCCUGAUCGUGGAGUAAACGACGCUUUCGAACGAGAAUUGCAGCGUGAACGCGAAUAUAUAUGUAUACCAUUGUUGAAUCCUCAACAAAAAGAACUGUACGAUACGGUGAUGAAGGCAAUUGAUGAUGGAAAUGUCGGCUUGAUUUUCCUUGAUUCGCCUGGUGGAACUGGAAAGACAUUCCUCAUAUCAUUGAUUUUGGCUGCAGUUCGUGCAAGAUCAGAAAUUGCUGUAGCAGUUGCUUUUUCUGGAAUAGCGGUAACGAUGUUGGAAGGUUGCCGAAGCGCUCAUUCUGCAUUAAAAUUGCCAUUAAACCUGCAAGCGGUUGAAGAACCAACAUGUAACAUAGCGAAACAUUCAGCAAUGGCCAAAGUUUUAAUAACAAGCAAAAUCAUUAUCUGGGACGAAUGCACAAUGUCGCAUAAACGCGCGUUACAAGCUCUGAAUCGCACUAUGAAAGAUCUGCGUAAUGACGCAAGAUUAUCAUAUUUUUGA
Molecule: messenger RNA, 2469 nt
Organism: Bactrocera neohumeralis
Lineage: Eukaryota; Metazoa; Arthropoda; Insecta; Diptera; Tephritidae
Exons: 4
Coding region: 1-2469 (822 amino acids)
Biological process (GO): DNA repair; telomere maintenance
Molecular function (GO): DNA helicase activity
Source: RefSeq, a predicted model, not a curated record